AACAUUUUCCUCCCUCCAUGGCUUCUAUUGAGCCUCUCGUCCAAAGGCUGUCUUCUUUCUCCCACAUUAAGCAGCUCCAAGCUCACCUGAUUACCACAGGACACUUCGCAUUCUUACCUUCUCGUUCCAAACUUAUCGAACUCUGUGCAAUUUCUCCAUUCGGGAACUUACAUUACGCCACAGAAAUCUUCUGCCAGAUUCAAACACCAUUCAAAAAUGAUUGGAAUGCAAUUAUACGUGGUUUUGCAAGAAGUAAUGAGCCUAAAAUUGCUAUAACUUAUUAUCAGAACAUGUUUCGUAAAGCCAAGAAUCCGGAUGCGUUAACUUGUUCUUUCUCUCUUCAAGCUUGUUCAAGAUUUUUAGGUGUGUUUGAAGCUAAACAGAUUCAUUCUCAUAUUGUGAGGUUCGGGUUUACUGCUGAUGAUCGUUUGGUUACGACGUUGUUGGAUGUUUAUGCGAAAUCAAAUGAUUUAAAUUCUGCGCGGAAGUUAUUUGAUGAAAUGCCAAGUAGAGAUCGGGCUUCUUGGAAUGCUUUGAUUGCUGGUUUGGCUCAAGGUGAUCAACCUAAAGAAGCAUUGGAUUUGUUUAAGGGUAUGAAGAUUGAAGGGUUGAAACCCGACGAAGUUACCGUUCUUGGUGUUAUCUCAGCUUGUUCGCAGUUAGGCUCAUUGCUUGAAGGUGAAACAGUUCAUUCAUACAUAAAGGAAUCGAAUUUAGACAAAAAUGUGCAAGUAUGUAAUGCACUUAUAGAUAUGUAUUACAAGUGUGGAUCUGUAGACAAAGCAUGCGACGUUUUCCGUUCAAUGGGUUGCAGGAAAAGUUUAGUUUCUUGGAACUCUAUGAUUAUGGGUCUUGGAAUGCAUGGCCACGGCACUGAUGCAUUGAAUCUCUUCAAUGAGAUGAGUCAGGAUGGAAUUCAACCAGAUGCAAUUACGUAUCUUUCUGCACUUUGUGCAUGUAAUCAUGCAGGGUUAGUUUCAGAAGGUCUAUCUAUAUUCAAAUCCAUGGAAAGUUCCGGUGUAAAACCUAAUGUGAAACAUUAUGGUAGUGUAUCUGAUUUGCUUGGCCGAGCUGGAAGAGUUAAGGAAGCUUACGAGAUCAUAAAGUCAAUGCCAUCCAAACCCGAUAUUGUUCUCUGGCAAACUUUGUUGGGAGCUUGUAAAACUUACGGAGAAGUUGAAUUAGCUGAAAUUGCAUCCCGGGCAUUAGUAGAAUUGGGUUCAAAUAGUUGUGGUGAUUUCGUCCUGUUAUCAAAUACUUACGCUGCUCAUGAAAGGUGGGAUGAUGUUGGAAAAAUAAGAGAAGCAAUGAAGAGCAAAGCUGUAAAAAAAAUCCCUGGUAUCAGUUUCAUUACAAUUAAAGGGUCAAUACAUAAAUUCAUUAAUGGCAAUCAAGAUCAUCCAGACUGGAGAGACAUUUAUAAGAAGAUAGAUGAAAUUAGUCUGAGGAUUAACAGUAUGGGGUAUGCAGCUGAAACUAGUUUUGUUUUACACGAUAUCGGUGAAGAAGAGAAGGAAAAUGUAUUGUGGUAUCAUAGUGAGAGAUUAGCAGUUGCUUAUGGAUUGAUUAGUGGUGGUGGUGAUGGUAAACCAAUUCAAGUUAAUAAGAAUCUUAGAAUUUGUGUGGAUUGUCACGUAGUGAUUAAAUUGAUUUCGAAGAUUUAUAAUCGUGAAAUAAUCAUAAGAGAUAGAGCUAGAUUUCACCAUUUUAAAGAUGGGGCUUGCUCUUGUGGUGAUUACUGGUGAAGAUUUGCUUGGAAUUUAUACUUAGAUUGUCAGGUACACGGUCCUAUUCUUAGAUUGUGAUGUUUUAAUGUGCGCAAGAUGGCAUCUAACGCUCACCUCCUAAUGGUGCUUUUUUUUGUCAGUGAGUGGCAUUAGUGGUUCUAUUUUUUAUUUGUAAUCCAGUGUCAGAACCAGUAUGCUUCCCUGGCGCCAGCUCUGCAUUGGACUUUUGCUUCGGGCCUUCCGAGGUGUUACGUCAAGGCUAUGGCUCACAUCUUUGUUUCAGCCUGCCCUAGACGUCCAAGCAUCCAGGGUGCCUCCUGUCUUGUGAUCAAGAAUAGAACCUCUACCCAAAUUCCUAAGAAUGGAAGGUCUUCCCAAGUCCCUGAGAAUGGAAACUCUUCCAGAAAUCUCUUUUGGAAUUUCGAGUUUAUUCUAUAAAUAGCAUACACUGAUCCUUCUCCAAUGUCACACGAAGUUGAUGACAAUGUCACACGAAGUUGAUGAUUCCUUCUGGGUACUUGUUUUAGUAACCUGUUAUAGGGGCGGCAUGGUUUAUUAGAGGGGCGGCAGUGUGAUAGCAAUGUUAGGUGCUCUUGCUGUUGCAGUUCCAACUUUGGUUGUAGCUUGCAUCUCUGUUUUGGUGCUUCCUACCUUUUUUGGAAUAGCUCUAGUUUUUGAAAGGGGGAAAAUUACUGCUGAUUUUCCUGGAUUUGCAAUCCAGAUUUACUUUGGUGAUGUUCUGUUGUUGCUGCAGUUUGUUUUCUUGUUGCGUGCAUGGUGAUUUUAGUCACAGCAGUAGCUACAAUGGCCAAGUAUUUUUCUUCUCUUUCAGGAACUCUUUCUCGCUCGGAACUCGUCAUCAUUGGAGUGGAGGAAUCGUCUUUGUUUUCUUUCUUUUGCUUUUUUUUUUUCCUAG
Papaver somniferum (opium poppy) is the source of this 2643-nucleotide messenger RNA. Its product is annotated as pentatricopeptide repeat-containing protein At1g34160-like. Gene Ontology annotation, molecular function: RNA binding; zinc ion binding; protein binding. The transcript has 2 exons. Gene Ontology annotation, biological process: RNA modification. Lineage: Eukaryota; Viridiplantae; Streptophyta; Magnoliopsida; Ranunculales; Papaveraceae. The record is from RefSeq and is a predicted model, not a curated record. The coding region runs from base 18 to 1745 and encodes 575 amino acids.